GGCUCUACUUGCUCUUUUCUUUUCGACUCUCUUAAUACCCUUAUUAUCAUGACUGAACCUCAAGUGACCGUAGUAGACGAAUGGAUUAAAACGUCCGACGGUACAGAUAUAUUCACAAAGACAUGGAAACCCACCACCACUCCUGUCGCCCAGCUUCUUUUGAUUCACGGUUUUGGCGAGCAUGUCAACCGUUAUGACGACAUGUGUAAAGUGUUGGCUUCACACGGCAUUCAAUGUUAUGGCUACGAUCAGCGUGGUUGGGGUGAAACUGGCAAACGAGCCAAAGUCUAUGGCGACAAUCAAGGAUAUGAUACGGCCCUCAAAGACGUCAAUGAAGCAGUCCACAAACUGCGACAGAAAGAAGGUCCAGUUUUCAUUCUGGGUCACAGCAUGGGCGGAGGUAUCCUUCUCAAUUACCUUAGUCGGAAAGAUCAGUACGAUGGUGUUCAGUAUGUUAAAGGAGCCAUUGCUUCGGCACCGUUGGUCACUUUAACCCAUCCACUCCCGGCUAUCAAGUACUAUCCUCUAUUGUUCAUCUCUAAUUUUCUUCCAAACUUUGUCAUUUCCGCUGGCUUGGAUCCUAAAGGGAUCAGUCACGACGAGCAACAAGUGGAAGCUUUCAAGAAUGAUCCCUUGGUCCAUGAUUAUGCCACUUUGGCCACCAUUAGAGGAUUUUUGAAUGCGGGUCAAGAUCUUUUUGAUCGUGCGAAAUCUAUCACGACGCCGGUGUUAUUUUCACAUGGCGAUGCGGACCCCAUUAACAAGUACGAGAGCACCAAGCAAGUGUAUCAGACUUGUGCCAGUCAAGACAAGAUAUUAAAAACAUGGCCAGGUUUAUAUCAUGAACCUCACAAGGAAAAGUUGCCUGAACGCGAUCAGGUCAUUCGUUACUAUCAGGACUGGAUUCUCUCUCAUUUGUAAUAAACUUGAAAGUGAACGAGAUCAAGAGAAAUAUUUUCCAG
Radiomyces spectabilis is the source of this 962-nucleotide messenger RNA. RefSeq names its product Alpha/Beta hydrolase protein. Gene Ontology annotation, cellular component: membrane. The record is from RefSeq and is a predicted model, not a curated record. NCBI's taxonomy places the organism in Eukaryota, Fungi, Mucoromycota, Mucoromycetes, Mucorales, Radiomycetaceae. Gene Ontology annotation, molecular function: lipase activity. The coding region runs from base 49 to 921 and encodes 290 amino acids. The transcript has 6 exons.